GCUAGCGCGUAGCCUUUGAACGAGAAUACCGAAGGAAGUCCCAAAUGUCCAAAAUGUGAAAACCCUUGACAUUUGAUCUUCCAAAUCAAAAGGUUGAAUCGGCGAUGAAGGUCCUCGAAUCCAAGAAGGUGACAGAGGCACGGGAAGAGUCACCGGAAAAGCCUUUGCAGAAGAAAACUAGGGAUUUGCCCAACCUAACCGAAUGUCACGCCUGUGAUUUCAAAUUCGACGUCUGCACAGGUAAGAACAGACUCCGACCCCUUUAUAGCGAAUGGCGCGUUGUUCUUCUUUGCAAAAAUUGUUUUUCUUCAGUCCAAUCUUCCCAAAUUUGCUCCUAUUGUUUUUCCGGAGCGUCUGCCGAAUCAUUUCGUUGCAGUCAGUGUCACCAUUCUGUGCACAAAUCUUGUUUCUUCAAGCACAGAAACGCCCCUCCGUGGUCCUAUGCUUCUGACUUUUCUGUCUGUGUCGAUUGUUGGAUUCCUAAACACGUGGCAAUUUCAAGAAGAAGAAAAUCAAAACUUAAGGGUGGGGAAAAUGGUAGGGUUAUGUUAGAGAAGGGAAAUUCUAGGGUUUUGCAGUCAAUGGAGGAGAAUGUUGAGGUUGCUGCUAGGGCUAGAGAGGGGGCAACGAAGAAUGCUUUGAGUUUAGUAACAAAUAGGGAAGAGCCUUUCAAGAUUGAUGCUGUUAAAGUUCUUGAUGGUUCUGAGUUGACUUUUGAGUUGCAUCCACGUUUGAAUAGCUUGCCCAAGAGUUGCUGCAUAAGUUACUUGGAUACUCCAAGGAGGGGUGCUUCUACUUCGAGUGUCAACUCAAGGAAUGAUGGUGGUGGUCAUCAACAUAAUAAUACUUGUAAAUAUGUAGGAUCUCUGGAUAGUGGUUCUUCAACUGAUCUGAAUCUUCUCUGCAUUGGCAUAAGUGACAUGGAAACUGGUUCAAAAGAUGGAGAAGAGCCGGUGAAGGAAGGGGAGGGAAGCUGUUCUGGUCGUCUGAUAAACUUCACUGAAGAUAAUAGUGUGGAACUUAAUCGCAAGCAAGCAGAUUCUGCAUUGCAUAGGGAAGAACAACGAUGCAAGGAUCGCUAUUUCUUCAAGUAUAGUAGGAGAAAUUCCAGUUUGAAACCAAAUCUAGGUAGUAAGCCCAAAGGCUGUUAGAAAGAAUUUAUCUUGAGUUAGGAUUUAGAACUCGAUUUUUGGGAUUGCAUAUCAAUGCUUGUUUGCAAGCAUCAGCUUAUUUUCUCUUCUGCUUUCUGUUUUAUCUAUGGAUGAAUGAAUAAAGUUCUUCUAAAAGAAAAAUAAAGUUAUGUAGACCGGAAACAGGAAUAAUGUUAAGAAAGUAUUACUAAUAAUUUCAUUGAUUAAAAUGAUAAGC
Molecule: messenger RNA, 1368 nt
Organism: Cajanus cajan (pigeon pea)
Lineage: Eukaryota; Viridiplantae; Streptophyta; Magnoliopsida; Fabales; Fabaceae
Source: RefSeq, a predicted model, not a curated record